AUGCCGCAGCAAAGUCGCCCAGACAACUCAAUUUCAAAGCAACCACCUCCAUUUCCCCAACGGUUUGAGAAGCAAAAGCAAGAUGCUCAAUUCAAGAAAUUUCUAGAUGUUUUGAAGCAGCUGUGUAUUAACAUCCCACUUGUGGAAGCCCUUAAACAAAUGCCCAACUAUGCAAAAAAAUUGAAAGAUAUUCUUACAGGGAAGAGAAGGUUGGUGGAGUUUGAAAAGGUAGCUCUAACUAAGGAGUGUAGCUCAUUCUUGCAGAACAAGUUGCCUCCUAAAAUAAAAGAUCCAGGAAGUUUCACCAUUCCAUGUACUAUUGGAGAUUCUUAUUGUGGAAUGGCUUUGUGUGAUUUGGGUGCUAGCAUAAACUUGAUGACAAUGUUUGUGUUCAAGCGGUUAGGGAUUGGGGGGGUUAGACCUACAACAGUUACUCUUCAACUAGCUGAUAGAUCCAUCUCUCACCCUGAUGGAAAAAUUGAAGAUGUGUUGGUAAGAGUUGACAAAUUCAUUGUUCCCGUUGACUUUAUUGUUCUAGACUAUGAGGCGGAUAUAGAGGUGCCUAUUAUUUUGGGGAGGCCAUUUCUUGCUACUGGUAGAACUUUGAUCGACGUGGAAAAAAGGGAGCUCACAAUGCGAGCUCAAGAUGAGCAAGUAACGUUCAAGGUAUUCAAUCCUAUACGUUCUCCAGAUGAGUUGGGGGAGUGUUUGGUCAUUCAUGUCAUGGACUCUAAUAUGGAGGAAGAGAUACCCACAAAUUAUAACAAGAUUUUGAAGAUGAAGCUACCUCCUGAAAAAAUUAAGAAAGACAAUGAGCCAUGGAGAACUGUAAAAAAGGCAUCGUCUCACAUGCAAGAGCCACAUAGAAAGAAGAAAAAGAAGCAUGGUAGGAAAGCUCACCCCCAAAUGUUUGAAGUGGGGCAGCGGGUGUUUUUCUCUAAUCCUCAGAUGAAAGGAUUCUCCAAACAUCUAAAAUCAAGCUUCUCCGAUUCAUACUCUGUAAUCAAAGUCUAUCCUUGUGGUGCAUUGGAUUUGCAUGAUGAAAAUUUAGGAAUAAAGUUUAAGGUGAAUGGGAAAGAAUAUAAGUUUGGGGGUAACGAGGUUAAGCAACACAAGACCUCGACCACCUCACUUAAUCUUUGA
Molecule: messenger RNA, 1143 nt
Organism: Humulus lupulus (European hop)
Lineage: Eukaryota; Viridiplantae; Streptophyta; Magnoliopsida; Rosales; Cannabaceae
Exons: 1
Coding region: 1-1143 (380 amino acids)
Source: RefSeq, a predicted model, not a curated record